GCUUUCUCCAAAUACAAACCUACGCAUCGAUCGCAAGGCAAGUUCAUCAAAUCCUACGAGUCUCUGAAUCGUCCCCUUCUGCUGCAGAUUGUUUCGUUCUACCAACAGCAGGUGGGAUGUGAAUCAAUCGAGAAAGAAGGGGUAUUCUGUUAAAAUCGUAUGGGAAAAAGGGGCCUUUAGCGGAAAAUGGAAAUAAGAAUCUUGAAAAUAAAGAGAGAAUUUCUCGGAUUAUAUAAAAGGAGGAGGAGUUUAGUGUAAAAGGUUGGAAAAAAAUCCGUCUUUUUGUGGUCAGAAACAGUCCGAAGGUCACACCAUCACCGGCAGUAUAUUCGUUUCCUCCUUCGAUCGCCACUGCGACUCCGGUAUCUGCCCCUGCGGGCGCGUCGAAUCUUGAGUUCUUCUCGCGUGACUGUUAAUUUGCUUCGACUGUGAUAGGAACAAGAAGACUGGCGGAGGAUGGGCGCUGUUACCAUGGUGAUGCUAUGUGAGACGGCUUGUGCGACUGGCCAUCAUCAGUCUCUCCCCUCGCGAGAGAAUAAUUGGCCAGGUCUGCUAGAUAGGAAUUGUGGACGUAGUUGCUCUCCGGCAAGGAAACUUUUGCCUGCUAAUCUACAGAUUGUAAGUAUCGCUCUGCAUAUUAUUUGCUUUUAUGUUCAUUUGACUACCAUUUGUAUUAUCUAUUAUGAUAACUCGAAACAGAUUCAUGAAUCAGGCAACUUGAUCACCGUUCUCAAUGGAAAUUGUUUAGGGUUUUGGGCUGCAGUUUAAAGCCUUUGCAUCAUCAAGGAAAUCUGAGAAGAAACUGACAAAUGAUAGGAAAAUUUCCAAGACUACGCAAAGAAAAGAACUUCUUUCGAAAGACUUUAUGGACAUGUCAGAUGAAGCUACUUCAGGCAAUGAUACCGAUUUUAGUAAUCGCAUUGAAUUGGCAAACAAUAAUUUAGGUGCCGAUGGCUCAACUUCAUAUCCCACCAGAGGUCAAGUGCUUCAAGCCUGCAUUAUAACAUCUGGCUUGUUGCUUGCUCUGGGUGCAACAAUUCGACAGGCAGCCCAUGUUGCAUCUGUGGAAGGAUGGGCAGUACUUGACUCCUCUGAAGUAUCAUUUGGUUUUGAGAUGUGGCAUCUUGAAUUGAUAUUGGGACUUGUUCUCUUGGUAUCAUCUAGCCGGUACCUAUUAUUGAAGACAUGGCCAGACUUUUCACAAUCAAGUGAAGCUGCCAACCAACAGAUACUCGGUUCGCUCGAGCCUUUGGAUUACAUUCUAGUGGCAUUUUUACCUGGAAUUAGUGAGGAGUUGCUUUUCCGCGGGGCAUUAAUGCCGCUGUUUGGACUCAACUGGAGAAGUGCUUUGGCAGUAGCAGCCAUUUUUGGAGUUCUUCAUCUAGGUAGCGGCCGAAGAUAUUCUUUCGCAAUCUGGGCAACAUUUGUUGGCUUUGCUUAUGGUGCGGCAACGCUCAUCUCCUCCAGCAUCAUUGUUCCGAUGGCCUCACAUUCCUUGAACAAUCUUGUGGGUGGCCUUCUAUGGCGUCUCACAUCUAUCAACCCAAAGGAGCGAGACAAGUAACUCAUCACUAAUGCACGCUUUCUGUUCGAUAGAAUGUAUACAGUGUGUAGUUUUGAGAUGCUUGUAAGCGUUGACCACAUCCAUCAUAUAUCGAUUGCAGCGUCUUCUAAAUGUGGAGUUGUGAUGGGGUGACCAAUUAACGGAUCCAAAAUCCGAUUGGCGAAUUAAAU
Musa acuminata subsp. malaccensis (wild Malaysian banana) is the source of this 1734-nucleotide messenger RNA. The record is from RefSeq and is a predicted model, not a curated record. Lineage: Eukaryota; Viridiplantae; Streptophyta; Magnoliopsida; Zingiberales; Musaceae.